This is a messenger RNA of Trichoplusia ni (cabbage looper), 816 nucleotides long. Its product is annotated as insulin-related peptide 2-like. Bases 461 to 724 code for a protein of 87 amino acids. Lineage: Eukaryota; Metazoa; Arthropoda; Insecta; Lepidoptera; Noctuidae. The record is from RefSeq and is a predicted model, not a curated record. Gene Ontology annotation, molecular function: hormone activity. Gene Ontology annotation, cellular component: extracellular region. The transcript has a single exon.
UGGUAGCCGACCCCAACAUAGUUGGGAAAAGGCUAGGCCAAUGAUGAAAUGGUAGGUUACACAUGGAAACAAUAAUUGACCCUGUUGGACAUAGCAUAUUUGUAGAAAAGAGGACAUUGGAACAAAACAAAUAUGGAGUCAACCGAACUGGAAAAACUACGAAUUCACAUGCAUAAAAACUCAAAUAAGUAAGUAUACUAAAAAAAAACCGGCUCAUUGAACGGUAUUGAAACCCACCAAAAAAAAUACCAGAAAAUAAAAUUGCUUAGUUUAGACAACACAUUGAUUACUCAGGUGAUACAACAAAUUUCCACAUCCCACAUAUAUGUAGGUUUCUGAACCUCGUUAAGUCCUGAAUAUUAAUGAGACACAUAAUUAUAUAAAAGCCCUGUAGGGUAUUGUAACAGUACAUUCGAACUCCAUCGUUCAGUACAGCACAACAGAACAUCCUCCUAUCAACAUGAAGUUCUACAUGGUUUUCGCUCUGAUGAUGACCUGCAUCGCUUGCUGUGUGGCCCAAGAAGGGACCAACUUCUACUGUGGGAGGCAACUGUCCAGGGCUCUGGCAGUCUUGUGCUGGGGAGCGGAAGAAAAGCGGGAUGCUGGCUGGUGGACCCCCCCUCAGAACGCGAGGGUCUUGGGAGGAUCCCGGGGCAAACGCGGCCCCGUCGACGAGUGCUGCGAGAAAGCCUGCUCCAUCUCCGAGCUGAUGACCUACUGCUAACCCCUCUGAUGAUGUUGUCAUGUGAUUGUAAAAUAGACUUGUGAUAAUAAAUUGUUGUAUGUGAAAGCAUUUUUAUCUUUUGAUUCUACAUU